This is a messenger RNA of Perca fluviatilis (European perch), 4240 nucleotides long. RefSeq names its product cell migration inducing hyaluronidase 2 (gene cemip2). The record is from RefSeq and is a predicted model, not a curated record. Bases 266 to 4240 code for a protein of 1324 amino acids. The transcript is spliced from 23 exons. Lineage: Eukaryota; Metazoa; Chordata; Actinopteri; Perciformes; Percidae.
AAGCCGCGCCUGGUUUCCUCUCUGUGGGGCAGGGGGCUGACCGAGACCGACCGACUGCCGGACCAUCAGCAAGAAAAAAAACACCAUGUGAAGGAAAAGUAUAUAUAAAAAAAAGGGACACGAAAAGCAAACUUGCGAGGGUGAAGAACAUAUUCAUUCGUCUCGCCAUCACCGGGUCAGCGUUUUUAACGGCUCGGCAGAGAGCGAAUGGACAGAGCGGGAGAGGAGCUGGACAGUCUCACCAACGGUAGCAGACGCAAAUACCAUGCCGACGAGUGAUGGCCCCACCCGCUUACCGGUCUUCGUGGCUCCGCCCCACGGAAACCACCAGAGGUCUCCAGGUUAUGUCCCUGGUCGGGUGGCUCCAGUCCGCUCGCCGCCGCCUGCCAAAGCUCCGCCGCCUCCACCGAUGAAACCUCACGGCCCCCCACCAGAGCGACCUGUCCCUUUCAACCUGUCAGAGGAGAACCAGCGUAGGGAGCGUGCCCAGAGCCUCCAGCAAAGAAAGAACACAGUUAUCUGUUUUGGAGUGUCGAUGGGGGCUUUCUUCCUCACCCUCAUCCUCGUCCUUAGUCUCACAGGUGGAGAUGUGUUAGACGAGAAUUGUCCGGACCACAACUUGUCCCUGAGUAGCUGGAAGCCAGGCCACCAACCAGAGAAGGACGUUGUUGUCAGGAGGGGACAUUUGUUUAGAUUGGAUGCUUCUGCUACCUUCCGUACCCUAACCAUCCAGUCCGGAGGUAAGGUGGUUUUUGCAGACAACGCUGACGGCUCCAAAAACAUAACCUUGAGAACACGGCACAUCCUUAUAGAAGAUGGUGGAGCCCUUCACAUCGGUGGUCCCAAAUGUCGCUACCGCUCUCGCGCCACCAUUGCCCUUGUGGGUCGCUCUGACGACAAGGCAGUCCCUGAGGUGCCUGGCAUGGGGCGCAAGUUCAUAGGCGUCACGGCCGGUGGGACUCUGGAGCUACACGGCACCGAGAGAGUUUCCUGGACUCUUCUGACCCGAAGUGUCCCGGCCACCGGUCUGGCAACAGCGGGUCAUGCCUUCCAGCGGAACUUCAGCAGAGGCAUCAACUUGCGUGUGGUGGACCAGGACACGGCUGCUUUGCUGUUGUCUGAACGCUACGACACACACGAGUCUCGUAAUGACAGCUGGCGGCUUACCCAGCUGCUGGGGACCCUGCCGGCGGGCCGCAUUGUCACUCUGGCUGUAGGAGACUCGGCUGUCAAAAGUCUUUUGGACGAAACCAAGAAGGCCAUUGAAGAGAAGCUCGGCAGCAGCUUUGUCCGUGAUCUCAAGUACAGACAGGCGUGGGCUUUGGUCUCGGUUGUUGGCGGUGGUAACGCGUCAUGCACGGAGGACGUUAGGGAACACGAAAACCACGACACCGGAGGGAGAGCUCUGGCAAGACGGAACUUCACCACCGUGGACGGAGUGGCCUUCUCGGUCACCGCCUACAGCGAGUGGAAGAAUGGUUUCCCCAUCACAGGCUUCCAGGUGGAUGCUGUGGACCAGGUGGUGCUGAAUCUGCAGGACAAAGUGCAGCCGACCUGGCAACCCGGGGAUCAGAUUGUAGUUGCCAGCACAGACUACUCCAUGCACCAGGCUGAAGAGUUUACCUUGUUGCCCUGUCCUCGCUGCACCAGCAGGCAGGUCAGGAUACAAGGGAAACCUCAGUAUAACCAUGUUGGAGAAAUCAUAGAUGGCGUCGACAUGCGUGCGGAAGUGGCUCUGCUCUCCAGAAACAUUUUCAUCUACGGGGAAAUGGAAAGCUCGUGCUACGGAGACAACAUGUGCCAGUUCUACAACCACGACACCUAUGGAGGCCACAUCAAGAUCCUUCGUAACUUCUCAUCCGUGCAUCUGUCCCACGUGGAGCUGAAGAACAUGGGCCAGCAGCGUGAGAAAGGGCGCUACCCCGUCCACUUCCACAUGUGCGGGGAUGUGGACCAGAGGGGAGACUAUCGGGAGCCCACCUAUGUGGACGGACUUUCCAUACACCACUCCUUCUCCCGCUGCCUCACCAUCCACACCACCAACGGUUUGCUGGUGAAGAACACUAUAGGCUAUGACACCCUGGGUCACUGUUUCUUCCUUGAGGAUGGGAUCGAGCAGCGCAACACCUUCUACCACAACCUUGGCCUGCUGACUCGACCCGGGACUCUGCUGCCCACUGACCGCAACGAGACCCUCUGCACCAGCAUCAAGGACAAAGUCUACAAGGGCUACACUCCCUCACCCAGCACAGAGUGCAAGGCAGUUUCAACCUUCUGGAUCGCCAACCCCAACAACAAUCUCAUCAGCAAUGCAGCUGCUGGUUCGCAGGAUGCUGGCAUAUGGUUUGUGUUCCACAGCUCUUCCACCGGAGACUCUCAUGGGCUGGUACCAGAGACUCGAGCAGAGCUCACUCCUCUGGGGAUUUUUUACAACAACCGCGUACACUCCAACUUUAAGGUAUCACUGUUCAUUGAUAAAAGAGUGAAGACCACCAAUGCUAGUGCUGCCGACCCCCGGGAAUACCUGUGUCUGGACAACAGUGCUAGAUUCCGACCACACCAGAAUGCUGACCCUAGCCGUCCACGGGUGGCGGCAGUCAUUGGCAAUCUGAUCUCCUUCAAGAACAACGACUUGGGAGCGUGGAUACGGGGAGGUGACAUCAUCAUCCAGGACUCUGGAUUUGCAGACAACGGAGUGGGAUUGUCCUUUGCCAGUGAUGGCAGCUACCCGAAAGAUGAAGGCUCCAGCCAGGAGGUGACACAGUCUCUGUUUGUGGGUGAAAGCCGAAACCGAGGGACCAACGGAGGACAGAAUAAAUACUGGGGUGUAGGAGGGACUGAUGCAAAGAUGAGGACUCUGCCUAGAAACAGGACGUUCCCAAUCCGAGGUUUCCAGAUCUAUGAUGGGCCGGUGCGGCUUACACGGAGUACGUUUCGUGGCUUCGUCCCCACACCGGAGCGUUAUACCAGCGCCGUGGGAUUCAACCUGAAGAACACCUGGCAGCUCACCCCACGAAACAACCUGUCGCAGCUCAACUUCCAAUCCACUGUGGAUCUGCGGGCGUUCUUUGGCCGCCCUGGGCAGUGGUUCGAAGAGAACGACCUGGAUGGCGACAAAAACUCCCUCUUCCACGAUGUGGACGGGUCAGUAACCGGCUACACAGACACCUACGUCGGCAGAGCGGACAAUUACCUGAUCCAACAUCCUGGCUGUGUGAACGUGUCCCAGUGGAAUGGAGUGAUCUGCAGCGGCCGCUACUCUCAGGUGUACAUCCAGACCCAGGGAGCGCCCAGCCUCAGUUUAUCCAUCAGCAGAGAUGAAUACCCUAAUGCUCCUCUGGUACUGAGGGGGAUUAACAGCCAGGCGGCGCAGUCUCAGCAGUACCAGCCCAUCCUGAUGAUGAGCAAGAGCUACACUCUGCACUGGAGUGGACCUGCCCCCCGAGAGGUUGUCCUCUCUCUCAUCAACUUUGACAAAGAUGACUGGGUGCUGGUGGGACUCUGUUACCCAUCGGACACCACAUUUCAGAUUAUGGCCGACAUCAACGAUAGGCAAAGCAACACGUUUGAUGACCUCACAGACUACGGCACUGUGCCAUCCAUCGCAGAGCUGGAGAAGAGGCCGAUGGAGCGGAAGUACUUCUUUGACCGAUCUGUUGGCCUGUUGUGGCUCUACCUUCGGGCCCGGCACGGGCGUGACGGCCAAAGCUACUGUUCAGCAAAAGGCUGCGAAAGAGUGAAAGUCAUGGCCACCACGUCCUCCAAACAGACCUGUAACUGUACGGCCAAGGCCUACCCCAAGUACUCCAAGACACCCUCCGCGGUGGUGCCUAUGCCGGCCCUCAGCACACAAGCCUGCAAAGACUGUGGCGCUAAACAACUUGUGUUUUCCAGUGAGCCGUGGACCUCCUACCUCCAGACACAAGUCAAGUCUCUCAGCGGCAAAGAGCAGCAGCGAGGAGAUAACCGCUCCUUUAUCACUGUGAAUGAGGUGACCAUGUUUUUCUCUCAGCCUGGGUAUUUCCUGGUGACGGUGGACGCCUGCUCCGGGAAGGUCACAAAGAAAACCUCAUUUACCAAGCUGGACGCCAAGAUGGAGCAGUACCUAAAAACUGGAAUCCCAAAGAGUUCUAUAGUGCUCAUGGCGACACGAGGUCAACCAGAAGGCUUGGUGGGUGUAGCAUCGUAUCUGGUCUCUUUUGGUUUGGCCAAACCUGCUGAUCUGCACAGUAAAGGUUAG